Messenger RNA from Caenorhabditis sp. 36 PRJEB53466, 324 nucleotides. The record is from the annotation of a GenBank genome assembly. NCBI's taxonomy places the organism in Eukaryota, Metazoa, Nematoda, Chromadorea, Rhabditida, Rhabditidae.
AUGGCAAUAAUUCCGCGCGAGCAGCAGCUGGCGGAGUAUCUUCUCAACAUGCCCAUGUGUAUUUUCUGCAGCAGUUUCCACAGAUCAGAGACAUGCGACCGUCUGACGGACACCGUUUCGAGAAUACUGCAUCUUCUGCACAGAGGACUGUGUCUUGUAUGCAUCAGCCACCACGUUUCCCUUCCGUGCCCAAGAUCAAGAAUCAUCUGUGCAAUGUGCAAUCACAUGAGUCAUCACGUCUCCAUUUGCUAUCAGAACGACAUGCCGAGAGACGAUAUCGUGGACAUUUACGAGGAUGAGCUCGAGGACGACUAUGAAAAGUGA